This is a messenger RNA of Erinaceus europaeus (western European hedgehog), 2226 nucleotides long. It is a transcript of the gene SLAMF7, whose product is annotated as SLAM family member 7. Gene Ontology annotation, biological process: T cell activation. Bases 21 to 947 code for a protein of 308 amino acids. The transcript is spliced from 6 exons. The record is from RefSeq and is a predicted model, not a curated record. Gene Ontology annotation, cellular component: external side of plasma membrane. Lineage: Eukaryota; Metazoa; Chordata; Mammalia; Eulipotyphla; Erinaceidae.
UGUGGGUGACUGAGGCUGCGAUGAUCUACACUCUAUCUUGCCUGCUCCUCUGCCUGCUCACAGGAUUGACAACCUCUGGAGCCCUGAAAGAGCUGGCUGGUGCCCUUGAUGGAUCUGUGACUUUCCCUUUAAAUCACUUGAUAAAAAAGAUGGAUACCAUCAUAUGGACCUUCAAUUCGGACACUAUUCUCACUAUACAGUCGAACAUAAUAGACACUGUCAUUGUGACUCAUAAUGAGAAGAAAAGGGUUACCUUCUUACGUGCAAACUACUCCCUUAUCCUCAGUCACCUAAAAAAGAACGACUCGGGUGUCUACUGUGUAAAGAUCCACACCUCAUCCAGCAGCUCUCAGUUCACCCAGAAGUAUAGAUUGCGAGUCUACGAGCACCUCCCGAAGCCCAGUGUCAUCCUGGGUCAUCAGAGCAACGAGAAUGGCACCUGCAUGACCAACCUGACAUGCUCCAUGGAGCAGAGAGAAGAGGAGGUGACUUACAGCUGGACAUCUCUCGGGCAGAUGGCCAAUGAGUCCUAUGAUGGCUCUGUCCUCCUUGUAUCCUGGAGUCUGGAGGACAGGGACAUAGCCUAUAUCUGUGUGGCCAGGAACCCAGUGAGCAGUAACUCUUCAAGUCCCAUUUCUGCCAAGAAGCUCUGUAAAGGUGCUUCUGGGGACUUGGAUUCCUCUAAGGUUGUCCUGAUGGCAUUAUUUCUCCCAUUCUUCCUGAUUGGGUUAUCUUUUUUGAUUGUGUGGAUAAGAAAAGGAAGAGUUUCAGAGCCCACUGUUGAGAAGAAGAUGAUGGAUACUCCCCGUGUGGCUCCUCACCAGGACCUCCCUUUUGGAGAGAUUUCAGAGUAUGACACGAUCCCUAACCUCCAGACUGAGAGAACCUGCUCCAUUCCUGCUACUCCAGACACACCAAGGCAAAUUACCUAUGAGGAUAUCAUCUGAACAGCAGUGUAGCACCCACGUAGCCUGUCCUGGAAGAAGUCACUACCUGGACAGGAAAUGGGCAUGGAAGAAAUGGAACACUAGCUUCUGGCCAGGAAAAACUGUUCUUUUUGCUUUGCCAGGUUUAGGAGAUUCUAAUUCCACUCCUCUGACACAACCUUAAUUCCAGCAUGUGACUGUCCCUCCCAGGAAGUGAUGUGGCACUGACCAACAUGUCAAUGCUCAUGCGAACUCAGCCUUGCAUGAGCAAGGUACUUCUGUGCUGGGGACCAGCAGCAUACUCACCACCUGGUGCCCAACUGGCAGAACCUUAGGGAGGUGACUUCUACCAUGUAAGCAGAUCCUGUAGAGCUGACUGUUUAGCAGAGGCCCACUUUGGGUCAGAUCUGUCUCUGCACCCAGGAAACCGGCCCUUCAACUUCUGAGGGUGUGUGCAUCAGCUCAGACCCUGAGCUUCCAUCCCCAGGAAGUCAAGUGUGACCCCUCCAAAAUCUGGGGACCAAUGUAUGCAAGGACAUGGCUGCUGGUGUAGGUACAGAAUCAGGCUUGACUAGAUGACCAUCAACAUGUCUAACUAAGGGCAGGGGCCAGUCAGCUAUGCGUUUACAACCCUGAAGCGGGUACCUUGAGCAAGUUACAGUAACUAAAGCAAAAUCUGUAGACAAAGGAGAGAUAUCCCCCAUUUUAUUUCUGUUGCUGUUCUUUGGAUAGACUUUGCUCUAAGGGGAAAGACUUGUGUGAGCCAAGUUUUUUGUUUGUUUGUUUUUCUUUAUUUGGCCGCUCCUGGCAGCUAUUUUCUCCUUAUUCCCCCCCCCCCUUUGGUAGAGCAGUAAGAAAUUGAGAGAGGGGGAGAGAGAGACACAGAAACACCUGCAGUACUUAACCAUUUGUGAAGCGACCCACCACCCCUGCCAGUGGGGAAUGGAGGCUCAAAAUCAGGUGCCUGUUUUAUUAUUUGGAGAGAGAUAAAGAGAAAGGAGAGAGGAGGGAAAGACAGGGAGGGAUAAACAGAGAGACACCUACAGCACUGCUUUACUGAAGCUUCCCUCCUGCAGGUGAGGACUGAGAGGCUCAAGCCUGGGCCCUUAUGCAAUGUAACAUGUGCCCUCAACCAAGUGUGUCAUGGCCUGGCUCCAAAAGGUUUGAAAAGCUACACCCCCUUCCUGAUGGCCCCAAAUCCAGCUCCUGGGUUUUUUGAUUCCAGCUUAAUUUGAGCUAAUAGACUGUAGCCCCGAGGCUACAUAAUAAAGCAGAUCAAUUAAUACAAGAGUUGGCAUGA